GAAAAUCACCUGGACAGAGAAAGAUUCUGCUGUUGGAUCUGUGUGGAUCUACUGAAGGAUCCGGUGACUACUGUCUGUGGACACAGCUUCUGUAAGAGCUGUAUUAACACCCACUGGGACAAAGAGGAGGAGAGAGGAAGCUACAGCUGUCCUCAGUGUAGACAGACCUUCACACCGAGGCCUGUCCUGGAGACAAACACCAUGUUAGCUGCUUCACUGGAGGAGCUGAAGAAGACUGGACUCCAAGCUGCUCCUGCUGAUCACUGCUAUGCUGGACCUGAAGAUGUGGCCUGUGAUGUCUGCACUGCGAGAAAACGGAAAGCUUUCGAGUCCUGUUUGGUUUGUUUGGACUCUUAUUGUGAGAAACACCUACAGCGUCAUCUUCAGUCCCCUCCACUGAAGAAGCACAAGCUGGUGGAGCCCUCGGAGAAGCUCCAGGAGAACAUCUGCUCUCGUCACGACGAGGUGAUGAAGAUGUUCUGCCGCACUGAUCAGCAGUGUAUCUGUUAUCUCUGCUCUGUGGAGGAACAUAAAGACCACGACAUAGUGUCAGCUGCAGCAGAAAGGACCUGGAGGCAGAGAGAGCUCGGGCUGAGGAGACAAACAAUCCAUCAGAGAGUCCAGGACACAGAGAAAGACGUGAAGCUGCUUCCACAGGAGGAGGAGGCCGUCAUUGGCUCUGCUGAUAAAGCAGUGGAGGACAGUGAGGAGAUCUUCACUGAGAUGAUCCGUCUGCGUGAGAAAAGAAGCUCUGAUGUGAAGCAGCAGAUCAGAUACCAGCAGGAAACUGAAGUGAGUCGAGUCAGAGAGCUUCAGGAGAGACUGGAGCAGGAGAUCACUGAGCUGAAGAGGAAAGACCAUGAACUAAAGCAGCUCUCAGAUGCAGAGGAUCACAACCAGCUUCUACACAACUACCCCUCACUGUCACCACUCAGUGGAUCUACACACUCAUCCAGCUUCAGGAUCAGUCCUCUGAGGGACUUUGAGGACGUGACAGUAGCUCUGUCCCAGGUCAGAGGUCGACUACAGGACAUUCUGAAGCCAGAGACCAGAGCUGACUUCUUAAAAUAUUCACAGGAAAUCACACUGGAUCCAAACACAGCACACAGACGUCUGUUAUUAUCUGAGGGAAACAGAAAAGUAACAUGUAUGAGUGAAGAUCAGUCUUAUUCUGGUCACCCAGACAGAUUCACAUUGUGUGAACAGGUCCUGAGUAGAGAGAGUCUGACUGGACGUUGUUACUGGGAGGUGGAGGUGGGGGAAGGAGGAGUUGGUGUAGCAAUUGCAUACAAGAAUAUCAGAAGAGCAAGAGACUCACAUGAAUGUGUAUUUGGAUUCAAUGAUAAAUCUUGGAUGUUAUAUUGUAAUAGAAAGAGUUAUAACUUUCGUUUCAAAAGCAUCUUGACUCCAGUGUCAGGUCCUGUGUCCUCCAGAGUAGGAGUGUACCUGGAUCACAGUGCAGGUGUUCUGUCCUUCUACAGAGUCUCUGACACCAUGACUCUCCUCCACAGAGUCAAGACCACAUUCACUCAGCCUCUCUAUGCUGGAGUUAGGGUUUAUUAUGGAGACACAGCUGAGUUCUGUAAACUCAAAUAGACUUGAGUCAUUAAAAGCAGUGAUUUAGAUUCUGUGUGUAAAUCUUUAACUUCUUUUGUCUCCAUGUUUGUUGAUCAAAGUUCGUCGUGGUGACGUUUCUGCUCCGCACAGAGAUCAGCUGUCAAUCAAACACUGACCUUCCUUUAUCACACAUAUUUAGUCCUCACUUUGUAAAGACAGAAAUCUAUAA
Molecule: messenger RNA, 1786 nt
Organism: Limanda limanda (common dab)
Lineage: Eukaryota; Metazoa; Chordata; Actinopteri; Pleuronectiformes; Pleuronectidae
Product: tripartite motif-containing protein 16-like
Exons: 2
Molecular function (GO): protein binding; zinc ion binding
Source: RefSeq, a predicted model, not a curated record